Danio aesculapii is the source of this 4718-nucleotide messenger RNA. RefSeq names its product adenosine deaminase RNA specific (gene adar). Gene Ontology annotation, molecular function: tRNA-specific adenosine deaminase activity; double-stranded RNA adenosine deaminase activity; double-stranded RNA binding. The record is from RefSeq and is a predicted model, not a curated record. Gene Ontology annotation, biological process: adenosine to inosine editing; RNA processing. NCBI's taxonomy places the organism in Eukaryota, Metazoa, Chordata, Actinopteri, Cypriniformes, Danionidae. Gene Ontology annotation, cellular component: cytoplasm; nucleolus.
CGCCACACUUCAUUGUCAUUCAGCAGCGUUGUGUUUUCUAUCUGCAUGUGGCCUCUGGCAGGGACGAGGCAGGAUUGUGCUCGUCAGUUGCGUAUACAAACCUGUCUUUGAUACUGUUGUGACAUUGCAACCAGACAGCUGAGACUCAUCCUAAUACGUGCACAACUUCACUAAGCCUAACGCUACACCCUCCUCAGCCCCCACCCCUGCGCUAUGAGCAGAGGUAGAGGAGGGAAUUACAAAGAUAGCCAGCGAUUCUCCCUCCCUUUUAGAAAGGGACAGCCUCAGUAUUAUUCUUCUACAACCGCUGGUCAACCACGGGGCCCUCGUGUCCCAAGCCCCAGCUCUUCAUCUGGCAGCUCUCCACAUCCUUCCUUUUACUCCUCCUACUCAAGUGGUCCUGGUGUACCUCCACGUGAUCAUCGUUUUCCCCCUCAUCACUCUGAUCCAUCCCUGUGGGCAUCCCCCCAGCACGGCAGUGAUCAGAUCUCUGACUCAAAUGGUGUAAGCUUCCGACAAAACCAGGUGCAGUUCCUCAGGGGGCAGAGUGCACAGGCUCCUCAGUUCAAAGCACCCCAACAGCGAGGCUCCCAAAGCUCUAACCAAGAGGAAGAGGUCUCAACUGAGCCUAUUCAGUACCGGGCAGGUUAUCGUGACUUUAAAACAAACAGUUACAAUUUUGGAAGAAGAGACUGCUACGGCAGAGGACAGGAUAACUGGCAGGGGGAGCAGAACUUUGGACCUAAAAGAAGGUCAGGGUGGAAUCACCCUCACCAGAAGGGGCAAUAUUAUUCAAAUCAGCACAAUAAGCACUUCUGGAAUGCACAGGCUAAUGAUUUAUCCUCCGGCAUCCAUAAUCUAAGUUUUGGUGAUCGUGUUAAAAGGUUAGACACCUCUGACAUCUUGUCCUGCAGUAACCCUUCUUCUAAGGUUUCCAGUUCUCCUAGUUCAUUCAGAGAGUCUCUGUAUUUGACCCCUGAGAUCCACCAACAGGUCUGUGCUUUUUUGACGUCACUCAGGCCAGACGAGACUAUUCAGGCAAAGGUCUUGGGCAAAAAGCUUGGUCUCCCCAAGAAGAUUGUUAAUAAGGUUUUGUAUGACCUUUUGAAGUCAAACCAAGUAGUGAAACAAGGAGAGACCCCUCCUCUGUGGAGACUCCGUGUAGAGGAGGGCCGUGAACCUAUCAAAGAGAAAGACCAAGCGCAGUCUUCAAAAGAUUUGGACAAACAGACAGUACAGAGUCCAUUCAUAAACCAGAAAGUUGGUUGGGAUUUCACUAGCACCAGUACUCCCUCUCCAUCAAAGAUUCUCAUUGAGGCUGACAGCGAUACCAGUGACGAAUCAGAGGACUCUGAAGGUGACGAUACCUGUGAAAAGUUGCUUGCGGACCAGGAUAAAAAGACUCUUUCACCUACAGUGCAGUCUGUAACAUUGUCAACAAUGGCUGAUUCUAAAGAUAGCAAAGAGAAGAUCCUACAGUACCUCUAUGAAGCGGGUACGGGAAGUGCACUUGUGAUUGCCAAGAAUCUUGGCCUGCGAAGUGCCAAGCAGGUCAAUCCCACACUCUAUGCCUUGGAGAAACAAGGUGAUGUAAACCGCAACACUGAAGUUAAUCCACCUACCUGGGAGCUAAGUGCACACCGACAGGAAAAGAUGGACCGCCAACGAAAAGCUGCUGCAACAGCAAACCAGGAUGUAAACAGUGCUGCGACUUUAAGCUUGGAAGAUGAAGCGAUUGCAAAUGUAGCUCUGGUCAACUUUGAGCCAAUGGAAGGAGCUGGAAAUCCAUUGGUUGAGAUGUUAGACAAUGACAAUGUUUUUGGUAACACAGAUGUUGAUAUUCCUGGCUUAGAACCGGUAUCCAAAGCAAGUGACCUUUCCUCCUCUACCCAUCACAACUUCCAGCCUAUGCCCAAUCAGUUUUCCUAUUAUCAGGAGACUGCAAGUAAUGGAGGAGAGCAGUCACAGUGGGCAUCUGAUGAUAUUCCAGAGUUCCUGAACACAAUUCGUUCUGAGGUCGCAGUUUCCUUGGCUGCACCCCCUCCGCCGGCCCAAAGCAUGGAGUCCAACAGAUUGCAGAAACUGAAGGAGGCCCGCAGUAAGAACCCAGUUAGCGGGCUGAUGGAGUUUGCACAGCAUCUUGGAUACACUUGUGAAUUCCUACUUUUAGACCAGUCUGGACCCUCACAUGACCCCAGGUUUCGAAUGCAGGUCAUGUUAGAUGGUCGCAGGUUUCCAGCAGCUGAGGGUUCGAACAAAAAAGUGGCAAAAAAAGAUGCUGCUGCCAUCACCCUGAAAAUUCUUUGGAAGGAGUUGGAUGGAGGAGGUGGAGAGGAAGAGGAAGAACCAAACAUUGAGGGAGCUGGGUCAACCACCGAUCUGGCGGAUGAUAUGGGUGGCACGGAUACUCCACCUCAGGCUCUCUCUCGGUCACUACCUGGAGGAAAGAAUCCUGUUUCUGUUCUGAUGGAGCACAGUCAGCGCAGUGGGCACCCCAUUCAGUUUAAAACAGGGCAGGAAGGGCCCUCUCAUGAUCCACGGUUUAUGUUCCGCGUGAAGGUUGGGGAGCGUCUCUUCCAAGAAGCGUCAGCACCUAGUAAGAAAGCAGCGAGGCAGCUGGCAGCAGAGGAGGCUGUGAAAGCUAUGGGAGACGGACUACUGCAUCUUAACAAGCCACCAUCCUCCAAGUAGUUCUGUCCUAUGGGUGACAGUGAGUCGCAGCCAGUGUUUCCGGCAUGCCCCUCUCUGCCCCCCUUGACUGCAGCUGAGCUCCAGGCAGCCCAUGAGGCAGGAGUGGGUGACCUCAUCAACCACCUGAAUAACAACGCAGUGUCCGGUCUGCUUGAGUACGCCCGUGCUCGAGGCUUCGCUGCUGAGAUCCGCCUGGUGGGCCAGUCUGGACCCUCACACGAGCCCAAGUUUACGUACCAGGCUAAAUUGGGUGGGCGGUGGUUUCCUGCAGUGUGUGCCAGUAAUAAGAAGCAGGGCAAGCAGGAGGCAGCGGACGCUGCUCUCAGAGUGCUCAUCGGAGAGGCCGAGAAAGCAGCACGUACUGGAGAGCUCAUGCCAGAGUUGCCAGUAUCAGGUACAAUUCAUGAUCAGAUCGCCAUGCUAAGCCACCAGCGCUUCAAUGCCCUCACUGCACGCAUUCAACACAGCCCUGGUAGAAAAAUUCUUGCAACUAUUGUGAUGCGCAAUGGAACGGACAGUCUUGGAAAGGUUGUCAGCCUCGGGACAGGAAACCGCUGUGUUAAAGGAGAGGAGCUCAGUCUUCGCGGGGACACUGUAAAUGACUGCCAUGCAGAAAUCUCAAGAAGAGGCUUUAUCAGGUUUUUGUACAGUGAGCUGGGAAAGCACUGGGAAAGUCCUGGCGAUGAGAUUUUUGAGCUGGCAGGCGAUGGUAAGCUGAAGAUCAAAUCUGACAUCACCUUUCAUCUCUACAUUAGCACUGCUCCAUGUGGCGACAGUGCUCUCUUUGAUAAAUCGUGCAGCGAAGCGGCUGAACUCAAUGGCUCUGGACACAUGCCUCUUUUUGAGAACAUCAAACAGGAACUCAGGACCAAAGUGGAGAACGGUGAGGGUGCGAUCCCAGUGGAGUCCAGUGAUAUUGUGCCCACCUGGGAUGGCAUUCAGCAUGGCGAGCGCCUGAGGACCAUGAGCUGCAGUGAUAAGAUCCUGCGCUGGAACGUGCUCGGCCUGCAGGGGGCGCUGCUUACCCACUUCAUCCACCCCAUUUAUUUGCACUCCAUCACUCUUGGGUAUCUCUACAGCCACGGUCACCUGACUCGAGCCGUGUGCUGCCGAUUGUCCAGAGAUGGGGAUGCAUUUAAAAGCAGUUUACCGGCGAACUUUACUCUCAACCACCCUGAGGUGGGAAGGGUGAGUGUGUACGACUCGACACGCCACACAAGUAAGACCAAAGAGUCCAGCGUCAACUGGAGCCAACCGGACCAGUACAGCGUGGAGGUUCUGGAUGGCACCAAGGGCAAACUAGACAGUCCCAAGAUGGAGGUAUCUCGGGUUUCCAAGUCCAAUCUGUUCCGUCUCUUCCACGCUUUGUGCCAGCGAGCAGGCCGAGCCGAUCUGCUGGCGCUGCCGUCUUACGCCCACGCUAAGGCCGCCACAUCAUUCCAGGAAGCCAAGAGGCUGUUCUUCCUGGCACUGAGCCAACAUGGAUACGGUGCCUGGAUUGGGAAGCCCUUGGAGGAGAAAAGUUUCGAAGGAGAAGCCAAAAGCUCUGAGCCGAUGGGAGGAAGCGGAGACGUUCAGGCUUCAGGUUGCGUUGUUGACCCCAAUAGCUUCUUGAGCUCAGACAACAACAACUUUCUCUCGGCGGCGCAGGGAUUUUAGGGCUAGAGGGGGAGAUGAAGUCAGCAAAUGAGUGGAAGAGGCAGGAUUUGAGAAGGUUAGUUGUAGAGAUGGAGGAAUGGGGUGAAUCUGUGACUUUGGGAUUUGAACUUUAACAAUGUGAUAAAGCAGAAAGAAGUAAGGCAGAGCUUUAAACCCAUGGCGAAUUGGACUUGAUAAGACAUGAGAAGUAGAGUUAUGCCUUUUUUUGUUUUAGAAAGCUGUAAGCAUUUGUUUUAGGAGAGUUCGUCUUUUAUUUCCUCUAUGUUUGACAGCACCGAUACUGUGUUAGUGACUGGGUGGCCACAUAGGCAAGGGAUUAGGAUCAUCACUUAAGGUAUAUUUCACUCAAUAAAGAGCAUUGUAAUGCC